CCGGGUCACGCGGCGGCGAGGCCAAUGGGAGCGGGGCUGAGAGAUUCAAACUGCGCGCGCGGGCGGGUGGGCGCUCAGUCAGUUCGUGAGCAGCGCCGGGCUGGUCCUCCCUUGCCGCUGAUCCCUUCGCCUCCCGCCAUGGCCCAGAAGCAGAUCUACUAUUCCGACAAGUAUUUCGACGAGGAGUACGAAUACAGACAUGUGAUGCUGCCAAGAGAACUUUCGAAACAAGUGCCCAAAUCCCAUCUGAUGUCUGAAGAGGAGUGGAGACGACUUGGUGUUCAACAAAGUCUUGGCUGGGUUCAUUAUAUGAUCCAUGAGCCAGAACCGCAUAUUCUUCUCUUCAGAAGACCUCUUCCAAAGGAUGAGCAGAAAUAAACCAUUGGCUAUAAGUCUUCUACGAAAUCUUCUGGAACUAUGUAUAUGAGUGUAUAUAUGUUGGUAGUAUUCAGUGAAUACUUUAAAAUGUACAAAACUUACAUCCACACCUGUGCAUGAGCUGUAUUAUUCACAGCAACAAAGCUCAGUCAAAUGCAAUUUAAAGUACGCUGCUCUGGAGUUCAAAGAGUGAUAAAGUUAUCUUUUACUGUUAACUGAAAAGUCAGAUAGGUGCUGACAUUAAUUUUGUUUAUUAAAGUUUGUGUUGAGUGUUCUGACUAGAUGAUCGCUUGUUAACUGUGUUCUGUAACUUCUGCACUCAGAUUUUUGGCUGAAGUGUAGCAUGUUCCAAGCCAGUGGUUCACCUGUUUAGAAGCAGUCAUAAAGAAAUAAACUA
This is a messenger RNA of Cuculus canorus (common cuckoo), 775 nucleotides long. It is a transcript of the gene CKS2, whose product is annotated as CDC28 protein kinase regulatory subunit 2. Gene Ontology annotation, cellular component: cyclin-dependent protein kinase holoenzyme complex; SCF ubiquitin ligase complex. The coding region runs from base 25 to 378 and encodes 117 amino acids. The transcript is spliced from 3 exons. The record is from RefSeq and is a predicted model, not a curated record. Gene Ontology annotation, molecular function: histone binding; ubiquitin binding; protein kinase binding. Gene Ontology annotation, biological process: regulation of mitotic cell cycle. NCBI's taxonomy places the organism in Eukaryota, Metazoa, Chordata, Aves, Cuculiformes, Cuculidae.